AUGUCAAUAACUGUUUCAACAUGCUAACAAAUAUGUGGUUCCCCGUUGAAUAGCAGUACUGCAAAGAACUUGUGGACAUUUUCUAAAUCUGAUAGAUUUGGAAAUUUGGCUAAUCCAGUUAAUUGCGGUAAAGCAUUUUACGAUUUGCCGAGUCAGAUAGAAAAAAGAGCUGCUGGAAUUGGAAAAGGAACGAAAACCGAUUUUACAAAAGUGCCAUUUGCAACUCCUUCUCCUUAAUAAUACAACUUAUCUGGGGAUGUCGAAACAAAUCUAAAAAAAUAAAAAGGCAACAAGUUUGGGAUGAGCAGAGAAAAAAUGGCCAGCACCGGCAUCCUAGGAAACUUAAAUUUAAAAACUCCAGCUCCUGGAACCUAUGAUUUGGGAUCUACUUUAAGUGAUAUUCGAUAUUCAAUGAGAUAGAGACCUAAAACAAAUUUUAUGGUCUUAACAAGCAAAGAAAUACCAGGACCUGGAACCUAUGAAUCUUUGCCUGCAGUCAAUGCUGUUGGUAAGUACCCUAUUUCAAAAUACAACAAUUCAUGUGCGACUUUAUUCAAUCCCAAGAACUCUAGACGCUUUGUUAAAGAUUUUUCAACCAACCUUUAUGCUCCUGGACCAGGAACUUAUCCAGUUGAUAAGACAGGAAUUCAGAAAGAUGGUAAUUACUUCAUUUCUAAAUUCCAUUCCUCCAAUGUCAGAAGUUUUCCCAAAGAAUCUAGGAGAACAGGAUCUGUUGGUAAAGCAGGCACACCAGCUCCUGGUAGCUACAGAUUGCCUUCCGAAUUCGGCUACUACGAAUCCAGGCACAAAGUUAAUAGGAGUGCUGGAGAUAUGGGAGAAAAUAAAGCUUAAUAAUGAUUAUCAAAAUAACAAUUAAUGUAUACAUACACACAAAAAAUAUAUAGAUUAAAA
Paramecium tetraurelia is the source of this 912-nucleotide messenger RNA. RefSeq lists its product as uncharacterized. The record is from RefSeq and is a predicted model, not a curated record. Lineage: Eukaryota; Ciliophora; Oligohymenophorea; Peniculida; Parameciidae. The transcript is spliced from 7 exons.